AGAAACUGGAGUCAACCACCAGCGGUGUGUGUGUGUAGCUGUGCGUGCGUGAGUGCGUGCGUGUGGCCGUGUUAACCACACGGUAAUAAAUCGUCCUGAAAAAACUCCUUUCGUUCCUCGAGUGAAAAAAUGCACCCGGUCAGAGUAUCGAUCCCUUCGUUUCGUUCGGAAAACAACUCCAUGGAGAAAGGAUUCACGGUCUUCAGAAUUGACGUGCUGGUGAAUGGCCGACAACACGCCGUCGAGAAACGCUACAGUGAAUUCCACGCGUUGCAUAAAAUGUUAAAGAAGAGCAUAAAGCCGCCCGAGAUGCCUUCUAAACAUGUUAGAAACUGGGUUCCCAAAGUGGUGGAGCAGAGGAGGCAAGGCCUGGAGCUCUACCUGCAGUCUAUAAUUAUGGAAAAUGGAGUUCUUCCAAAGAUAUUCUUGGAUUUCCUCAAUAUCCGCCAUUUUCCUUCAGUGCCGAAAACAGAAAGCUGUGGGUCGUUUGAUACAGAAUCGGAGGAAUCGAGUAAACUUUCACACCAGCCAGUCCUGCUGUUUCUGAGAGACCCCUACCUGCUGCCAACCGCUCACGAUGCAUUUUCAAAUGUUGUGAUUGAAGGUGUGGUACAUGGAGUUUUCUACCCAGAUCUCCAACCAAGGUAGAGCUGCAGCUCCCAAUCUGAGGGCAAGUCACUACAAACGGAUGUUUGCACACUGUGUUGAUGUGUCCAUCACAGAGAUUGUUAAGAUACUCUGAGCCUCAUUUACAUUUUACAACGCAUACAACAAAAAUUCAUUCAUUUUGGUUCUUUUAUUUUGACAAAUGACUGGCACCAGCACCACAACGUGUUCGUAAAAUAAGCAAUAUUGGCCCAUAUUUCAUUCGAUUUGUAUCAAAAAAGGAUUCCAGCAACCUUUUAUAACAGUGAUACUUUAACAGUGGCUGUGAGGCGUAAAAUUCUAAAUAGUUAACUAAAAGCUAAAAUAUUUGUUUCCUGAUUAUAGCUAAUAAUUUAACUUUUCAAUUCUAUUUUUUCUUUCUCAACAAAGUAAUGCUUGAAAUGAACAUAUCACACAAUAUAUAUAUACAACACAAUCAAUGGGAAUUGGAGGGAAAAGGAAGCUCAAAGUAGGGAGACCUCUGAGCGCUGUUAGUGAGUGAAUACAAACAUGGCUGCGCCCCUCCCUUUGUAGCACCAGCACUGUGCGUUUUUUGAAUUUCUCAUGAGCCACAUCGAGUCCGCCUGGGAGGGAGCGUGGAACAAUUUAGAGUGUGUUUGCGCAUUCUGCGUGAGUUGGCAGCUACGUGCCACAAGUAAGGGUGGAAAUACAUUUGAGCUGUGAUGUGGACUUGAUUUGUUGAGCAGAAGUUGUUUGUGCAGGUUUGGCGUAGUGAGCGGCUCAGUUUGGAGGUGGAGUCCUAAAGAUGUGACGGUCCUAAAAAUGUGUCUCGGCUCCCUCUCAGUCAACAAAAGACAACGUUUUUCCACAUAUACAGGAGUACACCGCUAGACCUGCAUUCAGACUUUGGUGUGGGAAAUAAGAGGAGUUCCCCUGUGGUGGAGCGUUAGGGCAAACUAUAGGGGGCUUCUUCAUUUAUUAUUUAUCUCUCAUUCCUUCCUUAACUUCCACUUCAGAAAAUGCUCAACAAAAAAAUGCAACGGGUUAUGAGGAGCUGGUUUGUCGAUGUCUCACACCACAUACAAAAUACAGCCCUGGUGUGUUUUUCCACUCUUGGUGAACAGUCACCCGUCAUGAAAAGGGAUGUAAAGUGUGUUUUGUUUUAUAGGGGAUUUUUAAAAUGAAAGACAGUGAUUUAAAAUACUAAAAACCAGUAAAACACUGUGCAAUAUGACAUUAAAAUGCAGAUUGUCUUUAUAUUGUUCAUCGUGAAGUACAAAUAUUUUCUGAUGCGAACACUUGAAAUGACUCGUUUGUCAAACAAUAUGGUGCACGUGACUAUUUGGGCAAUAAUUGAUGACACUCGUCCCACCAGAGAUAUGUGGCUGGACCCCCAGUCGUGACCACUAAAUAUUUAUACUGAAUCAAAUGGAAUCAAUUAACCUCAACUAAACAGAUCACGUUUUUAUGUUUUAACAUAAGUCCUUUCCAAGGGAUCCAUCGCAUAGAUUAAAAGUAUUUAUAUAUUUUGCAGCAUUGUACUGAUUGUGUUCUGAUCAUGUGAAAAUUGUCAUUUAUGUGCCAUAAUGUCGAUCUACAGUUAACACUGGAAUUCAACUGUAGCACUUUAAUAUGGGCGACAUUUUAAAUACUGACACCAAUAAAACUCCUUAUUGCCAAAA
Messenger RNA from Gasterosteus aculeatus aculeatus (three-spined stickleback), 2288 nucleotides. It is a transcript of the gene snx24, whose product is annotated as sorting nexin 24. Lineage: Eukaryota; Metazoa; Chordata; Actinopteri; Perciformes; Gasterosteidae. Gene Ontology annotation, molecular function: phosphatidylinositol phosphate binding. The record is from RefSeq and is a predicted model, not a curated record.